This is a messenger RNA of Rotaria sp. Silwood1, 411 nucleotides long. The record is from the annotation of a GenBank genome assembly. Lineage: Eukaryota; Metazoa; Rotifera; Eurotatoria; Philodinida; Philodinidae.
AUGGUAAAAGUAAUGAAAAACCAAAAAGUUGUCAUUGUCCUAGCAGGCCGAUAUGCUGGUCGCAAGGCUGUGAUAGUUAAACCACAUGAUGAAGGUAGUAAUGAACGAGGUUAUAGUCAUGCACUUGUUGCUGGUAUUGCUCGUUAUCCACGAAAAGUAACUAAACGAAUGGGAAAGAAAAAACAAGCACGUCGUAAUAAAAUAAAACCAUUUGUUAAAGUUGUUAAUUAUAAUCAUUUAAUGGCCACUCGAUAUACUGUUGAUAUUAACUUUGAAAAAAGUUUAAUCAAUAAAGAAAUAUUUCGUGAUGCUGGUCUUCGACGAAAAGCUCUUCGUGAUGUUAAAGAAAAACUUGAAGAUCGAUAUAAAACAGGCAAACACAAAUGGUUCUUUCAAAAAUUACGAUUCUAA